CGUUGGUCCUCGAAACGUUGCUUCUUGACCAUUCCGCAUUCGCUCAACCUUUUUGUCUCUGUGUGACGACUCGAUGGCGGUGGCAGCAGCGGCGACGAGUUUUCCGCGCGGUAGGAAGCCCAAGGCUCCGAGCCAGAAGGCAAGCACGUCUGUGGCCGCUCCGGGCGAGGCGCUGUUCGGCAAGCGCGGCCUGGCCGUAGCAGCGGAAGAGCAGCCCAAGAAGAAAGCCAAGAAAGCAGUUAAGAGUGAGAAGACCGGCGCGAAGGAUGAGCUGAAGGCCGCCAAGGCUACACUGCUCAGCUUCAAGACACUGCGCAAGGGCAUGCUAUUGCUCGGCUGCGUGCGUCAGGUCACGGACGGCCAGGACCUGAUGAUCAGUCUGCCCAACAAACUCAACGGUACUGUGGCAUUGAGCGAGUGCUCGGACGAGUUCCACGAGUUCCUUCAGACCCAAAAGAAGGCGAAGCAGCAGGACGAGGAGGAAGAGCAGCUGCAGCCACUCAGUACGAUCUUCAAAGUCGGCCAGUUCGUGCCGUGCGUGGUGCUGGCCACAGGCAAGACCGACAAGCGCAAGCAGAUCCAAUUGUCUCUACGCACGUCGUUGAUCCACGCUGAGCUGAGUCCUAGCAGCCUCACUAAAGGCGCUUCUCUACACGCUACCGUGUCGUCUGUAGAGGACCACGGCGCUAUUGUCAACCUGGGCAUCCGUGGUGUGCACGCUUUCGUGCCCCGCAAGGAGCUCGCGACGCCUGUGCACAAGGGUCAACACUUACUGGUUAACGUGGUGUCCAUGAACACACACACCAACACAGCCACAGUGACUAUCGACCGCAGUCAAGUGGUAAAGGCCGUGACGCGCGGCGACUCGUUCACAUUGAAGCAACUAGUACCUGGCAUGUUGCUUAACGUCCGUGUCGAGGACGUUCUGGAAAACGGACUGAGCGUCACGUUCCUCACUUUCUUCACAGCUACAGUCGAGCAGAACCACAUGAGUCUGCCUUGUGAACGCGGCUGGGAAGAGUCCUACCGCAAGGGCAUGAAGGCUCGUGCGCGUAUCAUCAGCAUCGAUUACAUCGCCAAGCAGAUCACGCUGUCGAUGGCGCCACACGUGGUGCAUAUGCAGGUUCCAGAGUCGCUGUUCUCGGUCGGGGAUAUUAUCGAGGAAGCCACUAUUGAGCGGAUUGAUGCAGGUGUUGGUAUGUUGCUAUCGCUGAAGAACCAGGACGAGGAUGUCGAGAUGGGAGAUGCCAGCGACAAGAAAGAGUCCACUACAAAUGCCAAGUGGAAGGCCUUUGCGCCUGGAUAUGUCCACAUCUCCAACGUCUCUGACAAGCGCGUGGACAAGUUGGAGAAAAAGUUCACUGUGGGCUCCAGUAUCAAGUGCCGUGUGUUAGGCUUCUCGCCGUUUGAUGCGGUCGCUAGUGUGAGCUGCAAGGAGCACUCAAUUUCGCAGACGGUCCUGCGUCACAAAGACUUGAAGCCUGGAACGAAGGUGAACGGCAAGAUUCUGUCUGUCGAGCCAUGGGGGAUUCUUAUGGAGAUCAGUGAAGGUGUUCGUGGUCUCGUGACUCCGCAGCACAUGCCGGCGUUCCUGCUGAACAAGAAGGCGAACAACGGCAAGUACAAGGUUGGAAAGACGGCGAAUGCGCGAGUGCUGCACGUGGAUCUUGACGCCAACAAGACGUACUUGACUAUGAAGUCGGGACUGCUCUCUUCGGACCUGCCUGUCUUGAGCUCAUUCCAGGAGGCUACAAUGGGGCUUAUUGCACACGGUUUCAUCACCAAGAUCGGCGAGUACGGUGUGAUUGUCACCUUCUACAACAACGUGUACGGUCUGGUACCUAUGGCUGUGCUUCAACAGGCUGGUAUCGAGAACCUGGAGGAAGCUUACGUGCUAGGCCAAGUGGUGAAGGCUCGUGUGACGCGUUGCGAUCCCAACAGGAAGCGUUUGAUGCUCUCGUUCGACACGACGUCCAACAGCUCGAGUAAUAAGCCUACAGCCGCUCCGGAAACUGCGUCGAAACUAGUGGGAACGACGAUCACUAACGUCAAGAUUACGGACGUUGAGACCACGUGCUUCCGUGUCCAGACUAAGGACGGUAUGGAGGGUGUGCUUCCGUUCGUGCAGCUGACAGACUUCCCGCGCAAUACGCCACUGGUGGACGAGAUUGUGAAGCGCUUCAGUGCUGGUGACGUGAUCUCAGAGCCGCUGCUUGUUGUGUCUCAAGAAUCCGAUGGCGUGUUGACGCUCUCGAAGAAGCCGCUGCUGCUUGAGUUCGCCUCGCGUAAGGCCAUUGUGCCGCGUACCUUCGGAGACGUGCAGGAGAAUGCAGUUCUUAUUGGUUACGUGACGUCCGUCAACGUCUCGAAGGGCGUGUUCGUCAAGUUCCUGAACAACGUUGUUGCAGUUGCCCCCAAGGGAUUCCUCAAGGAGCAGUUUGUUGCUCAAAUUGAUGAGGGAAUGUUCGAGAUCGGCGAGACUGUGACGUGCUCCGUUGAGAAGAUCAACAAGGAGAAGAAGCAGUUCGUUGUUGGCUUCCAACAAAGCAGCUUUGUACUGCCUACGAACAGCACCAACAAGGCACGUCCUGCUUUCUUUCAAGCGUAUCUUCGCGAGCAGGCUUCGGUUCGUAACGCUGCCGAGGUGAAGAAAGCUCCGUUUGCUUUGGGUAAGACGGAGAAGGCCGAGUUUGUUGGUGUGCGUCCGUAUGGCGCUGUCUUCGCUUUGGAGAAGGACGAGGAGACCGCGACGGUGCUGGUGCCUUCGGUGACUGAGAACAAAGAGUGGGAUGAAGGCGACAGUGUGAAGCUGCUGCUGACUGACUACGAUUUCAGCAAAAACGUUUACUACGGUGCUGUGGACGAAUCGCUGGUCAAGAGCGGAUCCAAGAAGUCGCGAAAGCAGAAACAGCGUGUAAAGGCUGGAGGAAAGAUCGCUGCUGCUUCGGUUUUGGCCGUGAGCCCCACAGAGAAGUACGCGGUGGUGUCCUUCCCGGACCCCCAGAACGCUGAUCUGCUGCAGUUUGGUGUGGUGCAGCUGUGUGACUUCUGGUGUCCGUCGCAGACCAGCAGCCAGCUCGGCAUUGAAGUGGGUGCAUCAAUUGAGUGCCGCGUGGUGCAGUCCACGCUGAAGAGCGGCUCCAACUCGACGCCGUUUGAUGAUCUGGUUCUGCUGGCUCUUGAGGAAGACGAAUUGGUGACGAAGUCGAAGAUUUCUUCGCGCAAGGCGUCGUUCAAGGCCCCCAAGUACACCCACGAGGACCUGGUGCUUGGUAGCACUGUGACCGGUGUCAUUUCCGGUAUUUCGGAGAACUCGAUGGAGAUUCGUGUCGAGAGUCAUAAGAAGGCCGGAAAGGUGCGCGCAGUGGUGUCGAUCGUUGAUGUCGACGGUAUCGACGAAAAGUCUGGACACUCUCAUCCGUUCGACAGGUACUCGGUCAACACCACGGUUACUGGCCGAGUGAUCGCCGUCACCGCCAAGGGUGCCAACAAGCUGAAGCCUGUUAGCGAGGAGAACCCGGCCAAGUUCCAUGCGCUGCAGCUGUCUUUGCGUUCUGAAGAUGUGGCUGGCGACGAGAAGGUGAAGGAUGUACAGCGUUUUGUCCGUCCUGACUGGUUGGAGGGAAGCGCCGGUCGUGCGCUCCUGAAGGAAGGCAACUCCGUCGAAGGCGUCGUGUCAGACCAGGAUGUCGACUACCUGACGAUCAAGCUUAGCAGCAACGUCACGGGCACUCUCAGCUGCGUCGAAGUGUCUGAAGAUGUGGAUGUUAUUCGCGAGUUCCAGGACAAAUUCCCCGUGGGCAAGCGUGUCAAGUGCUUUCUGCUCCAAGUGGACGAUGAGAAAAAGACGGUGGAUCUGUCUGUGAUUCACUCGUCGUCGGCGCAGUGCAAGGCUGUUGUAAAGUCCGGAGCCAUUGUGAAUGGUGUAAUUUCGACCAAGAAGUCUGCUAUCCGUCCGCCUUCGAUCAUGGUGCAGCUUGGCGCUCACACUUUCGGUCGUGUGUGCAUCACUGAGCUGCAGACCAAGUGGGAGAAUGAUAUGCUGGAACUGCCUCAGUUCGCGGCUGGUAAGGUCGUGCGUUGUGUUGUGCUGUCAACUAGCAACAACCACAUCGACUUGUCGCUGCGUGAAGACGCUCUGGCGAACCCGAAGGAGUACGCGAAGAAGACCUCGAAGCCUGCUGACCGUAGCGUGGGUGAUUUGGUCCCUGCUAUCGUUGCCACAACCACCUCGAGCGGAUGCUUCGUACGUGUCGACCGCCACACAACAGCUCGUGUCAUGCUCCGUGACCUGAGUGACGACUUCGUCAAGGACCCACAGACCCAAUUCCCGUCGGGCAAGCUGGUUGCUGGACGUGUGACGAAGAAGUCUGACCGCGGACUUGAGCUGAGUCUGAAGGCUUCUGUCGUCUCGGACGACGUGUCAGUGUUUAAGUGGAGCGAUCUCAAGGAGGGACUGACGGUGAAGGGUACGAUCACGAAGGUGCAGACGUACGGUGUCUUUGUUCGUAUUGAGAAGACCACCAUCAGUGGUCUGUGUCAUAUUUCGGAGAUCGCAGACGAGAAGGUGACGCAGCCAUUGGAUCAGAUCUUCUCGGAGGGAGACUAUGUCAAGGCCAAGGUGCUUAAGGUAGAGGAUCGUCGUGUGUCGUUUGGUCUCAAGCCUUCGUACUUUGAGGGUGAAGAGAGCAGCUCGGAAGAGGAGUCGGAUGACGAAGAGGCUGACAGCGACGAGGACGAGGCUGAGCCUAUGGAUGUCGACGAGGAGGAAGCUCCAAUGAAGAAACAUGUGAAGAAAUCGAAGCCUGUGGCGAUGGAGAUUGACCUGGGAGACGACGAGUCCUCGUCGGAAGAGGAAGAUGCGAGCAGCGCUGCUCCCGUUGAGUUCAGCUGGGAUGGAUUCUCCAACGCUUUGAGCAAGAAGACGGACUCGAAGGACGAUGACGAGUCUUCUUCUGAUGAGGAGGACGAGGAGGAGGCUACAAACUCUUCCAAGGCCAGCAAGAAGAACCGUCUGCAGAGUGAUGAAUGGGUGGCUCUGCGCGAGAAGGCUCUGGCUAGCAACGAGGAGGUUCCCCAGAGCGCGAGCGACUACGAGCGUCUACUGGCUGUUUCACCGCAGAGCUCGUACCUGUGGAUCCAGUUCAUGGCCUUCCACGUCUCACUGACGGAGAUUGAUCUUGCUCGUGAUGUUGCCGUACGCGCUACGUCUGCUGUGUCGUUCCGUGACGAGAAGGAGAAACUGAACGUGUGGGUGGCGUACCUCAACUUGGAGCACGACUUCGGUGAUGAUGCCAGCUUCCUGCGCGUGUUCAAGAGUGCGCUGCAGGUGAACCACCCCAAGCGCGUGUACCUGCACCUGGUGGACCUUUACGCUCGCGCCGAGGAGCAUGAAGACGUGAAGCAGACGCUUGCUACCAUGCAGAAGAAGUUCCGCACCAGCAAACAGACGUGGAUCCGCUCGUUGCAGUACUUAGUGGGCGAGAAGCAGUUCGCAGAGGCCGCAGAGACACUACAGCGCAGUCUUAAGAGUCUCGCUGCGCACAAGCAUCUUCCAGUUAUCCUCAAGUACGGCCAGCUCCUGUACGAGCAGGGCGAGCUGGACAAGGCCCGUACGAUCUUCGAAGGUAUCCUGGCUAAUUACCCGAAGCGCAUGGACCUGUGGAAUGUGUAUCUCGACAAGGAGAUCAAGUUCGGCGACGUGGCGCUGGUGCGCGCCCUGUUCGAGCGUCUACUGGCUAUGGACUUCUCGGCUAAGAAGAUGAAGUUCUUGUUCAAGAAGUACCUGCAGUUCGAGCAGGACCAGGGCGACGACGAGCACGUGGAACACGUCAAGCAGCUUGCCAAGGACUUUGUUGCUAGUGCUGCGGCCAAGUAGAUCCCCGUCGCCAUUAGAUAACUGAAUAGAGUAUGUAGUUUUGCAGCAAAAGGUAGGGG
Molecule: messenger RNA, 5937 nt
Organism: Phytophthora nicotianae INRA-310
Lineage: Eukaryota; Oomycota; Peronosporomycetes; Peronosporales; Peronosporaceae
Exons: 1
Coding region: 74-5878 (1934 amino acids)
Biological process (GO): rRNA processing
Cellular component (GO): small-subunit processome; nucleus; nucleolus
Molecular function (GO): protein binding; RNA binding
Source: RefSeq, a predicted model, not a curated record